CAAACACUUUGAAACAUAGCCAGUACUGCGUCGCGUAGUUGCAAGUCUUGCCUCACCACCUGUCCAUUUGCCCGCAUUUAAGGGCUUCUUCUCUGGGUGGCGAGCCGUGUCUCACGACACGGAGACGGCCCAUAAAUUAUGCUCUCCUGCAGUGCUCUGUCUCGCGCGGGCCUUCCACGCGCUUCACGGCAACCCCUCGUUCGCCGCUCUGACCUGCUGCUGGCAAGGCAGAACGAGGCAUGGAUAUCUGGGCAAGGCCUUGGAUGGUGCAGUCGCGUUCGCGCCGUCGAGACACUCGCUGCAGGCCCAGCCGGCGAGGCGAUCGCCGAGCUUAUUUGGGAGCUUCCGGCAGGCUUGGCCAAGCGUGUUUUCAUUGCUUUUUGGGAUAUCAAGGAGCAGCUGGCGGCCAAGUCCGACCAACUGGCGGCCAAGUCCGACCAGCUGGCGACAAAAACUGAGGAGCUGUACAAGAUCAAGGUGGAGCUCACGCGCGCGCUCCACGCUGCAGGCGUCGUGAACGCCCGCACGUUCCUGGAGUACGUGGUGAAGCAGUGGGAGCACGAGCUGUUCGGCUCUGUGGGGAAGGUGAACCGCCUGAAGGUCAUCAAGGCGGGGCUCCGCAAGCGCCCGGAGCUGGUGAAGUGCCUGCAGCGGAACGUGCCCACCUGGGUGCGCGCCGGCAUGGACGAGGAGCGGAUCGUGGAAAAUAUGGCCAAGAACCUGGAGGCCAUCAUGCUGGACUCCAGCAACAAUGUGCACACGUUCCACCCCGCGAUUGGGCUGACUCUGCUCAAGGCGGCGCACAGCGAGCCCAUGGUGGCUGCGCUGGUGUGCGUUGCAGACAACAUGGGAGUGCUGGUCAAAGUCAUUAAAAUGAACGCGAUGAACGACAACAAUGACAACAACAUCUCUGCGUGAGGUGUGAGGCUCGGCGGCAUGUACGGCCGUGGCGAUGCUGGGCACCUGUUGUCCGCAUUGUCCAGCACUAAGCAGCAGGCAGCGAGAUUUUGCCUCCACAGCGACGUGGCGGCUGUAGGGGCCGUUUUGAGGCGUUGCCGGUCAACAUGGUCAUAGCAGCAGGGGCGGCUGAGGGGACGUGCGUUGGAGCUUAUUCAUACGUGCUCAUGUGCUGUUGUUGGUCUGUAAGUCAAGUUUUAUGGCUCGGCCUAGGUCAAGGCGGAUGUCAAGGUGUGUGUUUCAUUGUUGUUUCAUGUUUUGUUCAUGUUUAGUAGCUGCUGUGCGGACAUCCCUCCGUAUGUGUGUGCUUGACAAAAGAAUACCGAACCGAUGUGUGUGUAUACAUGUGUGCGAUAUGGAGUGAUAUUUUUUUGGGAAAUGAAGAGCCUUGUCUGCAUUGCCAACAUAUAUAUGUGCUGCAUGUCAGCAGGUGUAUGUGUGUGUGUGUAGGAGUAUAUGUGCGUGUGUGUAUGUGUGUGUGUGUGUGUGUGUGUGUGUGUGUGUGUGUGUGAAUCAGCAGGAUUGUGAGUUUCAGGUGCACAUGUGCCGAUCCAUGUGCCUGAAUAUUUUUGUUUCUGGCAGGUUCCAUGGACACAAGCCACAUGUGUACUCAUGACAUGGAUAUGCGCACUUGCAGGUUCUGUUGAUAAUAUUUUGCAGCUACGUGCCUCGACUGCUGGGCUAUGGCUACUGCGACGGCUGGCAGUACUUGGUGUGUGGGGUAGCAGGGCAAUCAAGUACUAGGACUGCUUGGCGCAUAAGGGCUAGAUAAAUCUAAGAACCGGGAAUUAGGGAAUACGUAGCGAGUGAGUGCAAAGCGUCAGGUGAAGUGCAUGUGAUCAUGGAUGCUUCAGCCUGUGAAAAUGCACAUAACGAGGAUGAGAGGAUAGGUGACGUCGGCCAGACUUCCAGCGCCAGAUGAUGUGCCGUGUUUGUUGUGCGCUGGCGCUACAUGGGCGCUGAAGCGGUCUGACGUGGUUAGGUAUGUGGGGGAGGGGGGUUGUCUGCAACCAUCGGCCAUACUGGGCCACGGUAACGCCUCGA
Molecule: messenger RNA, 2001 nt
Organism: Chlamydomonas reinhardtii
Lineage: Eukaryota; Viridiplantae; Chlorophyta; Chlorophyceae; Chlamydomonadales; Chlamydomonadaceae
Exons: 6
Coding region: 139-918 (259 amino acids)
Source: RefSeq, a predicted model, not a curated record